Molecule: messenger RNA, 1468 nt
Organism: Drosophila albomicans
Lineage: Eukaryota; Metazoa; Arthropoda; Insecta; Diptera; Drosophilidae
Gene: Hacd2
Product: very-long-chain (3R)-3-hydroxyacyl-CoA dehydratase 3
Exons: 4
Coding region: 211-1347 (378 amino acids)
Biological process (GO): very long-chain fatty acid biosynthetic process; sphingolipid biosynthetic process; fatty acid elongation
Cellular component (GO): endoplasmic reticulum membrane
Molecular function (GO): 3-hydroxyacyl-CoA dehydratase activity
Source: RefSeq, a predicted model, not a curated record
GCAUCUCUAUUCGCGACCCUUAUUCCACAGUUUCCGAUUUUAAGGGUGACGAACUGCAGUUAAUUAAUUUUUAAGUUAAGAAUUGCGUAUUGACAGUUGUAAUAUAUUGUAAAUAAACUAGUAUGUUUUCGAUGCCAAUAAGAGCGUGAUUCUCGUACAUUGCUACAUUGUUAUCUCAACCAGACUUUACGGCAGUUGAAGUCAACAAAGAUGUCUCCGAUGUCCAAUGCAAGUGCCAUGGACCCAACUGAAUUAAGUCCCUUCGUUUACUGGUCACAAACGAAGCACACAUUACUUCUCAAAGUGGAUCUAAAAGAUGCCAAGGGCGUUAUUGCAGACUUCACACCAACAACGCUCUCAUUUAGUGCCAAUGGCCAUGGAGCCCGCGGCCGGAAUGCGUACAAGUUCCAGCUACGCUUCUACGAGUUCAUCGACGAUGAGACGGCAACCUUCACAGUGACUGACCACAAAAUUGAGCUUUUGAUACGCAAAGUGGAGCCGGCUUGGUGGGUGCGUCUAGUGGCGACACCACAGAAACCGCACUGGUUGCGCAUUGACUUUGAUCGAUGGGUCUCUGAGGAUGAUGGGGAAUUGAAUGAUCCACCGCGAGAUGUGCGCGAAGAUUAUGUGGAGGAGUAUAGCAAUCUGCAAAAGCAGGAAAUUGGCUAUGUGCGGGAGAAUGCCAAAAAGGUUUACUUGGUCAUCUACAAUCUGGCCAUGUUUGUUGGUUAUCUGCACAUUCUUAUUAUCAUGGGAGUGCUGUAUUUGCGCGAUGGCACGGCCAGCAUAAAGCACACCUAUGAGUAUGUGGGCACAUCGUUUAAAUUCGUGCAAUUGAUGCAAUAUAUGGAGGUAAUGCAUCCUAUCUUUGGCUACUCAAAGGGCAGCCCGUUGGUACCGUUCUUUCAAAUCUCUGGACGCAAUUUUGUGCUCUUUCUAAUGAUAGAAAUGGAGCCACGCAUGCAUGACAAGCCCGUGGUGUGUUAUGUGUUCAUCAUAUGGUCACUGGUUGAGCUGGUGCGGUAUCCAUACUAUGUUAGCCAACUGCUAAAGCGAGAGAGUGCUCUGCUGACAUGGCUGCGCUACACCAUUUGGAUACCACUCUAUCCCAUGGGCAUUGUAUGUGAAGGUGUGAUUCUGCUGCGCAGCAUACCCUAUAUUGAGGAGACAAAACGCUUCUGCGUCGAUAUGCCCAACAAAUGGAACUCAACCUUUGACAUGGUGCUAUUUCUGAAAGUCUAUCUCCUGCUGCUCGCUCUUCCGGGCAGUUAUUUGGUCAUGUCGCACAUGUCCAAGCUGCGUGCCAAGAAAUUGGGUCGUGGUCGUGCCAAACCCAAAUUGAAUUAAAGAAUUUCAAUCGACUCGAAUCCUAACAAAAAAUUCAUACUACUAUUCUUAGUCUACACACAGGAAUGUUAUGUUAACUGUUUUUGUUUAAUUUCCGCUUAAUCUCAUCUUUUUUUUCAGA